UAACAUAUAAAGAGAAUUAAAAAGAGAAAAUAAAUUUAUGAAAAUAUAGAUCUGCGCGUGAGACUGGAUUUUGAUCCCAGAAAAUCUGUUAAACACAAUAUUCUGGAAAAUUUAAUUUUGCAUUUACCAGCUGUUUCUUUCUCACUAAUUUUCCAUUUUUAUAGCUUCUUUCUCCAACACAUAACUUUCUUCAACAACGUUUUCUAUUAAACCCUAAAACACUGUCGGAGGUUUUGUGUUACUUUGUUUACUUCUCUCCCACGUAAUGGAUCCGUGCACUUUCGUACGUAUUACUGUCGGAAACUUGGUUGUUAGGGCAUCGCCAUCUGUUUCGGACGCAGCACCCGGUAACUGGUUCUGUAAGAUCAAAUUCAAGAGUUUGCCACGCCAAGUCGUUGCUGUUCCCGUUCUGUUUCGAACCGAAUCAGAAUCCCAGUCCCGGUUGUGCUCCGGUGAUGUGCCAACCGUUUCUGCCUGCUUCACUCUAAGCAAGGCUCAGAUCGAAUGGUCUCUUAUGAAGCCUGAACGGAAUGUCCUCACUGUCGAGGUUUAUUCCUCUGUUCCGUCGUGUGGACUCGUCCCUUCUUUGGGUGAGAAGCUGAUUGGUCGCUUUAAGGUUUCGCUGGACUUGAAGAUGGCGGAGACAACGUGUUUGGCUCACCACGGGUGGAUUGAGUUGGGCACUAAUAACAAGUCAAAGAAGAAGAAGAAUCCGGACCUCCACGUUACCGUACGGGUUGAACCCGACCCGAGAUUUAUGUUUCAGUUCGACCGCGAGCCCGAGUGUAGUCCCAAAAUUUUUCUGGUACAAGGAAACAAGAAAGAAGCUGUUUUCACAUGCAACUUUGGAAUCAGAAACUCCCCGAAUUUUACUAGGUCAGUAAUAUUUUUUUCAUAUGCUUUUGGAUUAUCGUGCAUGACCACUGGAAGGAAACAGACAUGGAGGGCGAGAAAAGGUUGGUCGAUAACGAUCCAUGAUCUCUCUGGCUCACCAGUAGCUAUGGCUUCGAUUGCCACACCUUUCGUACCAUCACCCGGUUCCAAGCGCGUGUCUAAAUCAAGCCCCGGCGCGUGGCUCAUCCUCCGGCCUGAUGGCUACAUAAUGAAGCCAUGGGGUCGUCUUGAGGCAUGGCGUGAACCUGGCUUCUCUGACAUUCUCGGUUACCGGUUCCAUUUAUUUCAAGAUGACAUCGCUUCUGAAAUCUUCUCAUCGUCUUCGAUCAGGACGAAAACAGGAGGGAGCUUUGUCAUGGACGGAACCAUCGCUGCCGCGGACACCAACACGGCAGCUUCUUUGACACUGUCGGAUGGAAGCUUUGAUCUGUCUUCCCGGAUGAGUACUGAAUCAUCAAAAAACCGUUCAGGAUGCGGGUCGGAUUUCGGGUUUCUUCUACCGCAAGCGCAACAAAACUUGGGGUUUGUGAUGUCGACCACGGUGGAAGGAGUUGAGAAACAGAGCAAGCCUAAGGUGGAAGUAGGGGUCAAGUAUGUGAAAUGCGUGGAGGAUGCGGCGGCGCACGUGGCUUUAGCAGCGGCAGUGGAUUUAAGCAUGGAUGCUUGUAGACUGUUCUCUCACAAGAUAAGAAAAGAGCUGAGACAGCCAAGAAUCGUUUAAGGUUUAUUGCUUUUAUGAUUAGUUGUCUUUUUCCACUGGAGUAAUUGUCUCUUGUGGAAAAGUUUAAGAAAGAGUAUUUUUUUUUUUAAUUUGAUGUUUCAUGUUAGAAUUUGAACUUGUAAAGUCCAAAUAUUAAUCAUGUCUCCAAUUAUUUUCAAACAAGUUCCUUACUUCAUAGUUUAACCUUGAAGACAAACAAGAAUAUCCAAACAGAAUAUGCACUGAAACCUCUAUAAAUUAAUAAUGUUGAGACUACACCAAAACUAUAAUCUGUUUAUUAAUUUAUAGAGAUAUUAAUUUAUCGAUAUAUAAAUUGAACCAACAAUUCAAUUUGGGACUAUAAAAUUAUAUUAAUUUAUGGAGAUUUUUAGUGUAUAUUAAUUUAUAGAGUAUUAAUUUAAAGAGGUUAUACUAUUGACAAUGGAGUAAUUUAUUCACUUAUUGUUGCCUUCUACAUUUCUACUUCUGGUUUUAGAAUGGUGGAAAACAAUUUGAUUAACGGAUCAUUAUGAUUUUGAUCAUUAGAAUAUUAUUAUAAAUUAAAUUUAAUUAGAAUUUUAUUAUUAAAAAAAUUAUGUGAUAUUUUAAAUAAAUUUUAUAAUUAUACUUUAUAUUAUAUUAAAAUAAAAGUAAUAUAUGAAUUAAAUAUGAUAAAAUUGGUAAUUUUUUCUAUUUUAUUUUUUAAAUGCUUUAAUUAAAUAAAUAUUUCUAUUCACUGUUAUCAGAUUAAAAUUCGUAAACUAUCUAUCUAGUAUUUUUGUACGAAAAAAUAAAAUUAUUAAGAUAUGUUAAACUGUUAUAUAUACAACUAUUGCUAACAUCCAAAAAUAUCCUAUAUGGAUAAAAUUAAGUAAAAUAAAAUGAUUUAUGCUACUUUACAUAAAAUUUACUAAGGAAAAAGGAUUAUAUUGUUUUAAUGCAUUUACUUAUAAAAUCCCACAAAAUACUAAAAUGAUAGAUUUUAAAAUAUAUAUUUUUAAACACAACAUGAAAAUAUAAAUAUAUAAUGUGCGUUAUCUAGGCAUUUUGAGAAAUGCUAGGGUAUGUGACGCAUCUGAUAACGCACAUUGGAGACUAGGAGGAGGAAGGAUCCGUGUCUUCCAGGAUAUUAUUGAGCAGAUUCAAGAACGACCUGUACCUGUUAAUGACCUAGGUCCAGACAUUGUUCUGUGGAAGCAUAAUCAAGAUGAUUAUAAGGAGUUUUUUUCAGCUACUAGGACUUGGGAACAAAUCAGAGUCAGACGUGAGAGAGUGGAUUGGAGCACUGUGGUAUGGUUCACGCAGGCUGUUCCUAGAUUCUCUUUCAUUACUUGGCUUGCAAUAAAGGAUCGGCUGUCUACAGGAGAACGUAUGAGGGUGUGGGGUUUACAUCAGGAGUGCUUGCUGUGUGGGGAGAGGAAUGAGACUAGAGACCAUCUAUUUUUUGCAUGUCCUUACAGCUAUAUGGUUUGGCUACGAGUGACGGGAAGACUUUUUGGUACUCGUAUAACACCAGAUUGGCAGGAUACUGUUGCAAGGAUACGCUAUGAUCGACGGUCAAAGCUGGAUACAGUCCUUGUCCGAAUGGUCUUUCAAAUGACAGUUUACCAUAUUUGGAGGGAGAGAAAUGCAAGGAGACAUGGGAAAGCUUGGAUACCUUAUGAGAAGCUGACCUCUCAGAUCGAUAAGACUAUGAGGAACAGAAUCUCUUCUCUGAAAUAUUCCUAUGGGGAUAAGCUAGCAGGACUGAUGAGGCGUUGGUUUGAAGUGACGAUGUGAGACAAGUUCUCUCUUAGCUGAAUUAGAAAUUUUUUCAUUUUUUGUUCUCUUUGGUUUAGAAGCUAGUUACUUUUGUUUUCUCUUUUUGUAAAUUUCUAUUAUUUUGCUGAUUAUCAAUAAAUUUGAAAUUUCAUCAAAAAAAUAUAAAUAUAUAAAUACCAUUCUACAGUAUAACUAAAUAAGCUUAUAAAGGUAAUGUAUGCAACAAGAGUUAAAAACAAAGUAAAAUUUAUAAAACAGAUCACUAUAUAUUAUUAAUGUCGAAUAAGAAACCUAAAAAUAAGAUUAUAGAAUUGCAUAUUAUAUAACACUAAAAUGUAAAUCGAAUAUUUAAAUUUUUUAUGAUAGUAUCACAUUUGUACUGGUAAAAAAUUUAUGUGAAGAAUGACCACCACAUAUUGCAAGUGCAUGGACAUGGUUGAAUGUUGUAUUUGUCUUUAGAUAAUAAAAAAACAAAUUAAGCUAAGUUGAUGACUAAGUAAAGUUUAUUUACUCACAAAUAACUUAAUCUAAGUAAAUUUGUUUUUUUAUUUACAAAAAUAAAAGAAGUAAAUUUGGUAAUGAAACAAAUUUAGUGACAAAUGACUCAGCUAAAUACAUUUGAUGACAAACCCAAGAUAAAUUGGUUACAAAUGACUAAAGCUUAGUAAACUUAGUGAUUAAUGUCUACAUUACUGUAUGACUAAAUUGAUAAAUCUCUCAUAUAAAUAUACAUCUUAUCUCUCCACAUAUAAAGUUCCAAGAAAAUCUCUAGUCUUUUUAAAAGUAAGUCUCGAGAAUUUAGCGUAGAUGUUAAGUUUGCGGAUUAUGUUUUGGGUGAUGCAAAACAAUCUCACAUGGUUUUAUCAUGGAAUUCAAAAUUGUAUAGAAACUGUCUCAUCUAUGGCGAUUUAUUGAAUUAAGAAAAGAGAUCACAUUUCAACUCCACAUUUUCGUCUAUUUACUUAACGAUUUUCAAACGUUUUAUCAUUUUAUAUUAUCGUUUCCAACUUGUUUUGUUUUGUAAUUUUCGAUCUUGAUUCUCGUUACCUAACAUAAAGUAUGUAGACUUUAGAGGCAAAGUGUUUAUCCAGUAGCCAACUAUAAAACAUUGAUCAAAACAGGACAUGUAUAGAUUAUCAGUUUGCAUUAUACGACUUGUUGAAUGAAGUAAGACACAUCCUCCUCAUACUCAUCAUAAUAAGCCGGCACAAUCGUCCAGUCAAAAAAGUCAGAAUAAGUUCUGGUCCAAAUAAGAUUCACUAAAAAGAACAAAACUUGGAUUCAUCCCCGUGGUAAAUUCUCUAAUUUACCUCAAUGACUAGAACCAAUCACAGUGCCAUGUAGGAUUAGUGAAAAAAGAAUAAAACUAAAAAGAAAAAAGCUAAAAAGGAAAACGAAGACGUCGCCGUUAAUGAAGAAUAUAAGGUGAUCUUUGUUUAUCUUUUAGGUUUUGAGCUUCAAUCCACGAUUGUUUUUACUUUUGUCUCCAAGGAGCUUCAAAUCAAUGACAGGCUUGUUAAUUUAUUUCAACACCAAGAACUGAUCUAGAUUUGAUUUAAUUCAACCCUAACACAUUUCUAAAGAAGGUAGAAAUACUAACCUUGAUCCAUGCUUGGAUGCAAUCCCACCAAUUGAUCUUCUCCUCUUUAACCUUCUCUUUGAUGAUUUUCUUGAUGGACAGGAAAUCCCAAACCUUCCUUAAUCUCCUCUUUUAGAUAUUAGUGUAGUGUUGUAAAGAGACUUCACGUCAUAUUGAUAAAAGGAGUACGAGUCCUUUUAUAAUAAUCUAAGAGACGUGCUGGUUUAUAUCCAUCAAACGGAUGUUUGUAACACAACUCUUCUUUAUAACCGAACUACAACAUAUACUCACAUAUAUAUUACAUUAUGGUAAUAUAUUCUAUUAUUACUACCUUGUAUAUAUAUGUGUAUAAUCAUAGGAUUAAGGAUAUUUAUAAGCCAAGGUAAAGCAGGAGGGUUAACAAUACACCCAUAUUCUAACUCAUUACUCGAAACCGAUCCAUCACGGUAUCAACUCUUAUAUUAGAAUAUAAAACAUUAAUAUGAACUUGAACUUUAUAUUAAACCAAUAGACACAUAGGUCACACAGAAUAUAAAAUAUUCUUACAUUCUCCCACUUGACCUUUGUAUCGACUUAAGGGUUCAAUAACUUUAAUGUGCACUUUUCUAUCGAGUUCACUUGAUCUUUAUUAAAAUUUGGAUUGAUCGAAUCAUGGCGGUUGUAUGCCAUUAAACGACAUAGUCCCUUCCAUGUAUCACAAAUCAAUUUUAAUUUUAUAUCAAACCUUAUAUGAGAAAAACUUUUAUUUCUCAAACCAACCAUAUGUUAUCUACAAACCAUAAGUGUAUACACAUACUUUAAUGAUAACAUAAUAAAUAAAUCAGAAACAUAACUUUAUGUGAAUUCUCAGUGUCAAAUACAUAAUAAGCAUCCCAUAACUAAAAUAGCAAAGCCUUAUCUAUAAUACCCAUACGUUCUACAUGGCCAUUGAACGCCUUGGGUGGUAAACCUUUAGUUAGCGAAUCCGCUACCAUCAUGUUCGUCCUUAUGUGCU
Molecule: messenger RNA, 5928 nt
Organism: Brassica napus (rape)
Lineage: Eukaryota; Viridiplantae; Streptophyta; Magnoliopsida; Brassicales; Brassicaceae
Exons: 2
Coding region: 266-1615 (449 amino acids)
Source: RefSeq, a predicted model, not a curated record